UUAAUAUUUCCUUAUCUGGGUGUUUUUUCUUCAUUUUAUUUAUUUAUUUAUCUCUUACAAAUUUGGGUUUGUUUCUAUUUCUUGGUUUGUUGCUUUUCAAUCAUACCUAACCUCGCAAAUCAUAAUCUAAAGUUUUUCACCGAAAUUAAAAAAUAACAACAAAGGAGGUAUAUUUUCUUUUGGGUUGGUUUUUGAUUACUGGUAUACAAGGUCAAAGCCUUUGUUUUUUCUCCCUUCAAACACAAUUCUGAGGCUCGUCUGUUUAUCUGGGGUUAUCUGCUGAAUUGCAGGGUUUCACUGUAGAAAUAACGAUCUUUGAUGCUUCUUCUUGAGGUCUUUCUCAUGUAUCAGGAUUCAUUUUAUAAUACAAUAAUCUAGAGAGUUGAAACCAUGUCUUUAGUAAGUUCUGCAGAACCAGCUUCAGCAGCAUAUAGAAAUACAAAGCUUUACUCAAUACAGGGUAGCAGUAACAAUUCUGGCUUGUCCACUCAAAUGUUUAGCUCUGAUAAGCAUAAGCCUGUUUACAUUACUGAUUCUUACAGCAGUGAGAGCUAUGAGAAAUACUUUCUUGACUCUCCUUCGGAAGAGCUUAUACAUCCAUCUAGUUCUGUGAUUUCAGGAAGUUCAUUUCGCCCACAGGAUUUCUCUUCUUACCAGCUAAGAGGUACUUCAGUUUUCUCCAUCACUGGUUACUUGGAAAUACAAAGCCGAGAUACAUUAGACUCUGAUACAGAUAAAUUGAAACUGAAACUUCAAGAACUGGAGAGAGAUCUGCUUGCUGAUAAUGAUGUUGAUGAAGAUGAUGACAUGUUUUUCACGGGGCUACGCAUGGAAAUAGAUGGUGAAUGGUCUGAUCCUAUCAGGACAGAAGCACUCCAUGAAUCACCCAAGGAAUCAUCAACCUCAGAUUCUUAUCUCAGUAGCAUCAGCAGUAACAAAAAGGUAUCACAUGUUUCAUCUCAGACUCCGAAGCAAAUGCUUAUUAAGUGUGCUGCUAUACUCUCAGAAGGCAACAUUGAAGACGCUUCAGCCAUAAUAAAUGAGCUUCGCCAGCUGGUCUCAAUUCAAGGAGAUCCUCCUCAGAGAAUUGCGGCCUACAUGGUUGAAGGUCUUGCAGCUCGCAUGGCUGCAUCUGGAAAAUAUCUUUAUAAAGCUCUAAGAUGCAAAGAGCCCCCUUCUUCUGAUAGGCUUGCAGCCAUGCAAAUCCUUUUUGAGGUGUGCCCUUGUUUUAAAUUUGGAUUUAUGGCAGCAAAUGGUGCAAUUAUAGAGGCGUGUAAAGAUGAAAAGAGAGUACAUAUAAUAGAUUUUGACAUAAAUCAAGGUAGUCAAUAUAUUACACUGAUUCAAACAAUUGCUAAGCGGCCUGGUAAGCCUCCUCACUUGAGGUUGACUGGGGUUGAUGACCCUGAGUCAGUUCAACGUCUUAAUGGAGGUCUUGAAAUUGUGGGACUAAGACUUGAGAAUCUAGCAGAAGCACUUGGUGUGCCGUUUGAGUUUCAAGCUGUUGCCUCCAGGACUUCUCUUGUUACUCCAUCUAUGCUGGAUUGCCGGACAGGUGAAGCACUUAUAGUGAACUUUGCAUUUCAACUCCACCACAUGCCUGAUGAGAGUGUUUCAACAAUAAACCAGCGAGAUCAGCUUCUUCAGAUGGUUAAGAGCUUGAAUCCAAAACUUGUUACUGUUGUUGAGCAAGAUAUUAACACAAACACAUUACCUUUUUUACCAAGGUUUAUUGAAGCAUAUAGUUACUACUCUGCUGUCUUCGAGUCUCUGGAUACGACACUUCCAAGGGAGAGUCAGGACAGGAUGAAUGUUGAAAGGCAGUGCCUGGCACGGGACAUAGUCAACAUUGUUGCUUGUGAAGGAGAGGAAAGAAUAGAGCGAUACGAGGUUGCAGGAAAGUGGAGGGCAAGGAUGACGAUGGCUGGCUUCACUUCAUGUCCAAUGAGUCCAAAUGUGAUUGAUAUGAUCAGGAAGCUUAUCAGGGAGUACUGUGACAGGUAUAAGCUGAAGGAGGAUUUAGGCGGGCUUCAUUUUGGUUGGGAAGACAAAAGCUUGAUUGUUGCUUCAGCAUGGAGGUAGAAAUAUCAGGUUUAUGUCACUUUUACCCGUAUCUGGCUUUAAAUCAGUUUUGUAUGGCCAUUGUAACUAUAAUAUUGUGUGGGAUCCAGAUGCACGCUAAUGUAUUAUCUAAGUUGUUCCGGUGAAAGACUUUCUUUUUGUGCUGAUGUAAAAUCUCAGGGAUGAAUAGGGAUUGCUAAUUAUCUAACAUUUUCUUGAAUAAUAUAUGUUUCCAGUUGCUUUACAAAUUUGAAAUGUUUCUUUUCGAGCUCAGCCAAUGUGUUUUUUUUUUGGUAUUUGAGGCUUCAAGAUUUGAACCUGAUCACUAGACCUAAGAGUCUAGAACUCUAACAACAAGUCACACAGCUGUCGGCGAGCUUAGCCAAUACGUUGAUUAGCCAAAAAAAAUUGUAGUAGUUUCCACGUAUUACAUUUUUAAACUUGUCAAUUUAGCAAGUUAGAGGAUAUAAGUUAAUGCCAGGCUACAAAGCUAGGUACUCAUUUCUUUUCCUUUAUAGUGUUUGCUUUGUAAGUCACUUUGUAGGUCAAAAUUGGCAAAUUCUAGCCAAUUUGAACUUAAGGGAAAUGGUGCAGGAAACAUGAAUCAAGCCAAAUAUUGAAUUCUAUCCAAAUCAAACUGGAUUAAAAUAAAAC
Molecule: messenger RNA, 2715 nt
Organism: Durio zibethinus
Lineage: Eukaryota; Viridiplantae; Streptophyta; Magnoliopsida; Malvales; Malvaceae
Product: scarecrow-like protein 1
Source: RefSeq, a predicted model, not a curated record